AUGAGUAUUCCUCAAAGGGCUUCUGGUAGUAUUGGACAAGAUAAUGAUCAAGAAGAUUUCAAUUCCGCUAAAUCAAACAUGUCACCAGAUAAUGAUUUUAUAGAUGAUCCUUUGGCGAGGGAAAAAAGAUUUUACUACCUCGCCACUUCCGUUCCCCUCUAUCAAGCUGCCCUAAAAGGAGAUUGGAAAGUUGCUAAGGCUCUAUUUGAGAAAUAUCCAGAUGUCUUUCGCCGUCCCAUAACAGAAGGGAAUGAGACAGCUCUUCACAUCGCAGUCACAGCAGAACGCACUGAUUUUGUUAAAGAACUGGUCAAAUGUAUGGAUCCGGUUGAAAUAGCAUUACCAAAUAACAAUGGAAACACAGCCCUUUACUUUGCUGCUGGAUCAGGAAUCGUGUCCAUUGCCCAGGAGAUGGUGGAAAAGCAAAAGGAACUGCCAUUAAUCCGCGGUAGCGGUGACAAGACCCCACUUUACGUGGCAGCUUUAAACGGACGUAGAAAGAUGGUGUCGUAUCUAUACCCUCUCACUCCUUUUGAAGAUUUGGAAACUAUCGAACGCAUUGAUAUCCUUAUUGCUACUAUUUCUACUGAUAUGUACGAUAUAGCAUUGAAUAUUCUGAUUAAGGAUCGAAGUUUAGCAACUAUGGAGGAUAGCUAUAAGAGAAUAGCACUGCAAGAGUUGGCUAGAAAACCUUUUGCAAUCGGCAGGAAAAGUCAGCUAUCAGUAUGGGAAAGAUGCUUAAACAACUCCUGGUUCAAAGGAAUGUGUAACAAAGCUUUGAUGCAGACAUUAGCUUAUGAAUUAGUUGAUCUUCUUUGGAAAGAGGUUCUAGUAUUGCCAAAAAACAAGUUCGAAAACCUAGUUAAGAAGCAUUCGACUUUUAUUUUUAAAGCUGCAGAAUUAGGGAAUGUUGAAUAUCUAAUUAUACUAAUACGCUCUUAUCCUGAUCUCAUAUGGAGAGUAGACAAAAACAACCAAAGUAUAUUUCAUAUUGCUGUUAAACAUCGGCAAGAGAGCGUGUUCAAUCUAAUAUAUGAGAUAGGUGCUAUCAAGGGUAUCGUUGCACAAUAUCCUGACCUAAAUGGGAACAACAUGCUACAUUUAACUGGACAAUUGGCUCCUUCAGAUCGACUAAAUAUCAUAUCAGGAGCAGCUCUUCAAAUGCGACGAGAGUUAUUAUGGUUUAAGGAGAUAGAAAAGAUUGUACCGCCUUCAUACAAGAAGAUGAAGAAUAUAGAUCAAGACGGUAAAGCUGUAGAUCAAGACGGUAAGAUUGUACCGUCUUCAUAUACACCUUGGGAAUUAUUCAUUGAGAAACACGAAAAGUUGAAAGAACAAGGUGAAAAGUGGAUGAAAGACACAGCAAACUAUUGCAUGCUUGUGGCUACACUGAUUGCCACAGUAGUUUUUGCUGCAGCUUUUACUGUACCAGGUGGAAACAAUCAAGAAAUAGGAACACCAAUUUUUUUGAAAAGUAACUGGUUUAUGGUGUUCUUCAUAUCAGAUGCAGUGGCACUGCUCUCCUCUUCGACUUCGAUACUAAUAUUUUUGUCAAUUCUCACUUCGCGUUAUGCAGAAGGGGAUUUUCUCGCGUCAUUGCCUGCAAGGUUGUUUUUUGGACUUACAACACUCUUCAUCUCUAUAGCAAGUAUGGUUGUAGCUUUUAGUGCAACUUGCUUUUUGGUUUAUUACAGUAAAGUGGCAUGGGUUCCAAUUGUUAUAAUUGCUUCAGCUGGUGUCCCAGUUACUUUAUUUGUUGGGCUACAUUUUCAACUUUGGGCUGAUAUUAUCCGCUCAACAUACUGGUCCAAGUUCCUUUUCCGGCCACAUAAACAUAGGCUUUUUUAG
Molecule: messenger RNA, 1848 nt
Organism: Corylus avellana
Lineage: Eukaryota; Viridiplantae; Streptophyta; Magnoliopsida; Fagales; Betulaceae
Source: RefSeq, a predicted model, not a curated record